Messenger RNA from Vitrella brassicaformis, 1167 nucleotides. The record is from the annotation of a GenBank genome assembly. Lineage: Eukaryota; Vitrellaceae.
GCGUUUCAUUCAUUCAGUUGGCCAUCGUCCAUCAGAUCGCUCGAUGUAUAGACAAGAAAUGUAUGUAUGUACAGACAGACAGCCAGACCGAUACGACUCACACAUGCGACGCAUCAGUCCGCCCAGAUGGACGCACGCCCCUCCCUUCAUCCCUCACGCAACACAGAGGUCACACACGCAUCGCUCUGUCUAUCCGUCUCGCUACACGCAGGCAGGCAGGUAGGCCGCCACACGCAGUCCCUGCCUCUCUCUCUUCGUUAUGCAUUAAGCAGGCGUCUAUCCGUCUCGCUACACCAGGCACGUAGGCCGCCACACGCAGUCCCUCCCUCCCUGCCUCUACUACGCAUCAGUCCGCCUCGAAAAGAGGGCACGACAGACAGCCGAAUUCAUUUCAACUUGCUCACUAAGUUCUCGCAUCCCGCCAUGAUGCUUUUCCUCUCCUCCUCGGUCAACACGAUGACACAGAAAUCGGUCUGAACGCACUUGUUUUCCUUUGUAACCUACAAACAAAACAGCGAGUCACUACACCUAUUGUGUGCUGACACUACCUUGUUGGUCAUGGUGGUGCUGCUGGUCGUGGCGGUGCUGCUGGUCGUGGCGGUGCUGCUGGUGCUGGGCUUGCUGGUGACAGCCUUGCUUUCCUCCUUGAUGGCCUGCGACAGACAAAACAUCAAGUGCACUUGUAUAUCUGUGUGUGUUUGCCUGCUUCGAUGAGGUGUCCGUUUCUGUAUUGCCCUUCGUAGUAGAGGGUCCCCGCUCUCAGCAUUUUCAGCAGAUCGCCCCACCCGUUGACGACUUCCUCGGCGAACUCCCAGUUGGAGUGGCGGUCGAUGCAGAUGCGGAGCUCUACCGGAUCGCCUGGCCCUCCCUUGUUGUUCUUCUCGUACCCGAUCUUGACGACUUUGAUGGGGUUGCUGGGACGCUCGGUGGUGUGUGGGGCGAAUUUGCUGUCGCGGGCGAGCUUCUCGAAGUCUCGCCAGGUGAAUUGCUGGUUGCCGCCCUUUCUGAAUUGGAAGCGUCUAUCAUGCGGGUCAGUGGGUGUCACCAGCGUGAUCUCCUCUCCGUUUCUGCCGCGGUCGGUCUUCUCGCAUCCCAAUAGAAUAGUCUUCCAUUGUGCCAUCGCGAGGGGAAAGCAAAUGCGAGGGAAAGGGGGAAAGUCUGGGAGCU